GUCAUGGCAGUUUGCUCGCAUGACAUGAUGUUUACAUUCGUACAUGCAGGUUGGGAAGGAAGUGCAAAUGAUUCUCGCAUAUUCUUAGAUGCAAUUUCAAAGCCUGGAAGUGAUUUUCCUAUGCCACCCGAAGGUUAUUACUACGUUGUUGAUGCUGGUUACCCAAAUGCACCCUGUUUUUUGGCACCAUACCGCGGGGAGCGCUAUCACUUGAAUGACUUUCGUGGGCAAGGACGAAUACGAAAUAAGCAAGCCCUAUUUAAUUAUCGACACUCAUCAUUGCGGAAUGUGAUUGAGCGGUGUUUUGGACUUUUAAAGGCAAGAUUCCCAAUUCUAAAGUCCAUUAAUGGUUACACAUUGAUUAGGCAAAGACAAAUUCCUCUUGCAUGUUGUGCAUUACAUAAUUUCAUUCGGUUGGAAGAUAAGAAUGAUCAAUUGAGUAUGAUGUACGGAACGCAAGACAUGGUUUUCGAUGAAGGUAGAAGUAGUAGUGGUUGUGGAAAUGAUACCAUACAAUUAGAUAUGAGUCAACAAGACCAAAUGCUACAAUUGCGUGAGGACAUCGCAAAUGCACUCUGGGCAAAUUAUAAUCAUUGA
This is a messenger RNA of Ipomoea nil (Japanese morning glory), 597 nucleotides long. RefSeq lists its product as uncharacterized. The record is from RefSeq and is a predicted model, not a curated record. Bases 4 to 597 code for a protein of 197 amino acids. NCBI's taxonomy places the organism in Eukaryota, Viridiplantae, Streptophyta, Magnoliopsida, Solanales, Convolvulaceae. The transcript has 2 exons.